AAGGAAGCCUGGAGCAGAUUGUCUCCUCCGUGGCUAGGAGGAAAGUCAUAAAGCCUACCCCUACAGUGACACACCACCUACCCCACAAGGCCACAUCUCCUAAUAGUGCCACUCCCUGGGCCAAGAAUAUUCAAAGCACCACACUGGCCCUGUGUGAGGCGAGGCUUGGUUGCUAGGUGACCAUCCCAGGGCAGCCACCCUCUGUCCACUUGCUGUGCUCAGCCAUAGCUACCCCGACACUGCUCAUUCCUUUGCCACCAUGUCGAGGCAGCUCAACAUGGAUACCCUGCGGCAAAACUUCUGGAAGGAGGAAUAUCUCAAAGAGAUGAUGUUGCGCUAUGAAUGGCAGCGCAAAUAUGGGACUCUGGUGAAGGCCAAGCAGAAGGCUAAGGCUGCGUCCCGUCUGCCCCCCAAACUGCCUACCCUGUUGCCUAAGUCCUCAGUCACACCACCACCACCAGCCUCCAAAACAACCCUGUCUAAAGCCCCCAGCCCUGCCCCAGAGCCUCUUUUUCUGUCAGAUAUGUACCCAGUUGCGCCUAACACAAAAGCCCUGCUGUAUGAAGGCAUCUCCCACGACUUUCAGGGGCGCUACCAGUAUCUCAACACCCGAAAACUGGAUCUGCCAGAGACGCGCUACCUGUUCCCCAUCACCACCAACUUCACAUAUGGCUGGCAGCUGGGCCCUGCAACAAAGCAAGAAUUGGUCUCCUGCAAGAUGUGCCGAAUUGAGUCGUUCUUCCGUAAGAAUGGUGCCUUUGCACUCCUGGACCCGCGAGAUCUGGCCCUCUGAGCUUGGGCCUGGCAGUGACUU
Messenger RNA from Mus pahari (shrew mouse), 814 nucleotides. RefSeq names its product ATP6V1F neighbor (gene Spmip1). The transcript is spliced from 2 exons. NCBI's taxonomy places the organism in Eukaryota, Metazoa, Chordata, Mammalia, Rodentia, Muridae. The record is from RefSeq and is a predicted model, not a curated record. Bases 260 to 793 code for a protein of 177 amino acids.